Messenger RNA from Cantharellus anzutake, 283 nucleotides. RefSeq lists its product as uncharacterized. The transcript is spliced from 2 exons. NCBI's taxonomy places the organism in Eukaryota, Fungi, Basidiomycota, Agaricomycetes, Cantharellales, Hydnaceae. The record is from RefSeq and is a predicted model, not a curated record. Bases 44 to 241 code for a protein of 65 amino acids. Gene Ontology annotation, molecular function: nucleic acid binding.
AAUUUGGUUUUUUUGAACGAACGAACAGCUUAACCCAGACACGAUGUCAGAGGUCAAGCUUUAUAUCGGGAACUUAUCGUACCACACGGACGAUGAAUCCCUUCGCAGGGUGAGUGAUCCCUUUGGCAUAUUCCCAUGCCCCUUCACAACACCGAUCCUCUUUAUCUUUGUCCAGGCUUUCGGAGACUAUGGCACUGUCGUCGACUCGAUCGUGAUGGUGGAUCGAGUGAGUGUUCCCUGAUCGGAUGAGGUGCCCCUUUGCAAGGCCAUUGGCGGCGCCUUG